Molecule: messenger RNA, 3048 nt
Organism: Misgurnus anguillicaudatus (oriental weatherfish)
Lineage: Eukaryota; Metazoa; Chordata; Actinopteri; Cypriniformes; Cobitidae
Source: RefSeq, a predicted model, not a curated record
GAGAGGCUUUCGCUGCAAACUCAUCCCAGGGUCCACACGGCGCACACACACUUCCCACCCGAACCGGAGGUUUACCUCAAUGAGGAAGGGCGAGCUGGACUCUUUGCCCGCUGUUUGAUUUCUCCAUUUGUCUUCCUCUUUUUUUUUAGCAUAUAUCCCAUGUUUUGUUGUUCGUGGAAAGUGAACUUAGUGUUCAUAUUGUAACCAGCUGUUGAUUCGAAGUGAACCAAGGCGUUGUUAAGAACCGCAACAAAGACAACCGACGAUCAGCUGCUCAUCCGGACCAAACGCUGUUGGAGGUUUAAAUGCGGUUUUAAAAGAGCGACCCAAAGUUGAAUGAAUCUCCGGUGAACACGUGUUAAGAUGGAUCUGAGGGUGCUCCUGGUUUCGGUUCUGCUUGGACUCAGCAGCGCUCAACAAGAUGGUAACGAAUGCACAAAGGCUUCGGCACAGUCCUGCGGAGAAUGCAUUCAGGCCGGAGAGAAGUGUGGAUGGUGUACAGACGUGAACUUUCUGAAACAGGGUGAGCAGAAGUCCACACGUUGCGAUGAGGUUGAGGCUUUGCUCAAGAAGGGCUGUACAGCGGCCAACAUUGAAAAUCCACGUGGAAGUGUUGAGACCCUCAGGAACCAAAGUGUAACAAAUCGCAAAAAGGAGCAAGGAUCUCUCAAGUCAGACCAGAUCACCCAGAUUCAGCCACAAGAACUCAGACUUAAUCUACGUUCAGGUGAAGCUCAGAAGUUUGCGCUGAAAUUCAAGAGAGCUGAGGAUUAUCCUAUUGACCUCUACUACCUGAUGGACCUCAGUUACUCUAUGAAAGAUGAUUUAGAAAACGUCAAAAACCUGGGAACCCAACUGAUGUCCGAAAUGCAAAAGAUAACCUCUGACUUCAGGAUUGGUUUUGGCUCGUUUGUGGAGAAAACCGUUAUGCCGUACAUCAGCACAACACCAGCCAAGCUGCUAAACCCUUGCACAUCAGACCAGAACUGCACAAGCCCAUUCAGCUAUAAAAACGUACUGAGCCUGACUUCUGAGGGAUCCAAGUUUAAUGACCUUGUUAGUAGACAGCAGAUCUCAGGAAAUCUGGACUCGCCAGAGGGAGGCUUUGACGCCAUCAUGCAAGUGGCUGUCUGCGCGAAUAAGAUCGGCUGGAGAAACGUGACACGUCUGCUUGUGUUUUCCACCGAUGCUGGAUUUCACUUCGCCGGAGACGGAAAACUUGGCGGAAUUGUGCUUCCCAAUGAUGGGAAAUGCCAUCUGGAGAAUAACAUGUACACUAUGAGCCAUUAUUAUGACUAUCCAUCCAUUGCUCAUCUCGUUCAAAAAUUAAGUGAAAACAACAUUCAGACUAUUUUUGCAGUAACUAAAGAAUUCCAGCCUGUUUACCAGGAGCUGAAAAAUCUCAUUCCAAAGUCUGCUGUAGGAACACUGUCUUCAGACUCCAACAAUGUGAUAAAUCUCAUUAUUGAUGCCUAUAAUUCUCUGUCCUCUGAGAUCAAUCUGGAGAACAGCAGGCUGCCUGAAGGUGUGUCCAUCUCAUAUGUUUCUCAUUGCAAAAAUGGAAUAAGCAACACAGGAGAGGAUGGAAGAAAGUGCUCCAACAUCUCAAUCGGGGAUGAGGUAACGUUUGACGUAGCGAUCACGGCCAAGGGUUGCCCAAAUAAUGGUAAUCCUGAGGAAAUAAAGAUCAAACUGCUGGGUUUCACAGAGGAGGUGUCUAUCAAACUGAACUUCAUCUGUGAGUGUGAGUGUCACAAAGAUGGCCGUCCAAACAGCCAGGAGUGUCAUUUUGGCAAUGGGACUUUGGAGUGUGGAGCAUGCAGGUGCAACGAGGGACGUAUUGGCAGGGUUUGCGAAUGUAGCAAAGACGAAGUGAGAACGGAGGAUCUGGACGCAAACUGUCGCAUGGAUAACGGGACGGACAUCUGCAACAAUAAUGGCGACUGCGUCUGUGGAACGUGCGAGUGUAAAAAGAGGGAUAAUCCGGAGGAGAGAUACAGUGGAAAGUUUUGUGAAUGUGACAACUUCAACUGCGAUCGCUCCAACAACAAACUCUGUGGAGGUCACGGUCGAUGCGAGUGUCGGAAAUGUAUCUGCGAUGCUAACUACACAGGCAGUGCGUGCGACUGCUCUAUGGACACCUCAACCUGUUUGGCCAGUAACAAACAAAUCUGUAAUGGUCGAGGCACUUGUGAAUGCGGGGUGUGUAAAUGUAGCGACUCCAAGUUUCAGGGUCCGACCUGUGAAAUCUGCCCGACCUGCCCUGGAGUUUGUCCUGAACACAAGGACUGUGUUCAGUGCCGAGCGUUUAAGACGGGUGACAAGAAAGAUACAUGCGAGAAGGAUUGUGCAUACUUCAAUCUAAGGAUGGUGCAGAAGAAGGAAGAUCUUCCUCAGCCGAACGACCAGCCCUUCAUCAAUCACUGCAAAGAGCGAGAUGCUAAUGAUUGUUGGUUUUUCUUCACUUACGCUACCAGAAAUGACAGCACUGUUGAGGUUCAUGUGGCAGAGGAGCUUGAGUGCCCCUCUGGUCCUGACAUCAUCCCCAUUGUAGCGGGUGUGGUCGCAGGAAUUGUUUUGAUUGGUUUAGCUCUGCUGCUCAUCUGGAAGCUGCUCAUGAUUAUUCACGACCGCAGAGAAUUCGCCAAAUUUGAGAAGGAAAAGAUGAAUGCCAAGUGGGACACGGGUGAGAACCCCAUUUACAAGAGCGCUGUGACCACGGUGGUGAACCCUAAAUAUGAGGGCAAGUAAUGGACACGCGUGUCGAUCUCCAAGCAACACUGUAUGCAAAGCAAUUCAAAAGGAGGAGUUUCAAAUUCAAGUUUUUUUUUUUUUUAAAUCACCUUUUGGCCGUGCAUUUGCCACUGAUCUAUUAAUCUGUGUUUCUAUGCAUCGUUUUGACAUUUGUACAGUAUGUAUAAACUUUUUUUUUAUGCAAUCUACGACAUUUCAAUGUUCAGUUUAAUUUUUCGGUCUGUCGUGCCUUGUUUUUCUGAAUGUUAAAGCCGAUCGCUUUGGGUUAGAUAAUGGAGGAUGUUGUACGUAAGA